GAAAAUAAAAUCAUUCCAGAGGAAAUUAGAAUUAUUGAUACAAUAGAUACCAUUGUUGCCAUUGAUACCAUUGAUAAUGAUACUUUUAUGGUAAAGGAUAUAUUCAUUACAAAUGUAUCUGAAGAAAAAUCAGUUAAUGACGAAUCCUCUACUGAUGUGUCGAUGCAAAUUUAUGAGUUACAGUCGCAGCAAGUAAAACGUUGCAAGGAAGAUUCUUUUAAUGAAAAUCGAAAAUAUACUUGUAUUUCAAAUGAUGUUAAACUUUACCUUGAACAAACAAGUGAUGGAAAAAGUUACUUUGGGAUUUAUAACAAACAAGGUUUUGACAACGUUCUAAGGACAGAUUUAGCGAAAUAUAUAAUAACAGCAGAGUUAGCUAACGAUCCGAACAAACGGUGAAUAUAAUGCAAUAAUUGGCUGUUUUAAUUAUUUCACAAGUACUGUUAUAACUAUGAAUAUGAAUAAAAUUAACGA
Harpegnathos saltator (Jerdon's jumping ant) is the source of this 474-nucleotide messenger RNA. RefSeq lists its product as uncharacterized. NCBI's taxonomy places the organism in Eukaryota, Metazoa, Arthropoda, Insecta, Hymenoptera, Formicidae. The transcript has 2 exons. Bases 88 to 399 code for a protein of 103 amino acids. The record is from RefSeq and is a predicted model, not a curated record.